UCAAUAUCAUAUAUAUUGUAUUUUCAUUGUAUAUAGUAAAAUGGGAAUCUAUGGAAAAACCGCCAGUAGCUUUUGGUAUGCCAAAGGAAUAUUCAGCCUUAGCAUAAAAAACUUCACCGAUGCCAUGUAUUAUUUUUUGAAAGCUGCCAAACAAAAUCAUACAGCGUCUCAAUAUUUGAUCGGCACAUUAUACGAAAAUGGUGAGGGUGUAGAUCAAGAUUAUGCUCAAGCUCUUGCUUGGUAUUUAGUCGCUGCAGAGAAAAAUAAUCCAAGUGCUCAAAACAACCUUGGUUGCUUAUAUUAUUACGGUGAAGGUGUUCAGCAAAGUUAUAAAGAAGCUGCUUAUUGGUUUUUAAAAGCAGCUAGACACGAUGAUGUGGGUGCUAGUGCUCAAAAUUGGAUGGGAUUUUUGUAUUACAAUGGUCAUGGCGUCGAAAGAAAUUAUAAGCAAGCUUUUUACUGGUAUAAAAAAUCUUCAGAUGGUGGUUAUGGUCGAGGCCACCUCAACCUUGGAAGACUGUACAGAGACGGUUUGGGAACUAAAAGGAACUACAUAGAGGCCUUUAAUCUCUUCAAAAAAGCCGCAGCGAAAGAGGUCGAUAACGCCAACUAUUAUCUCGGACAUAUGACAUAUCAUGGCCACGGUAUUGCUCGAGACUAUAAUGAAGCAUUCAGACUUUAUUUGAAGGCCGCUAACACUGGUCAUGCAACUUCUCAAAACAAUCUCGGGUGUCUGUAUAAACUUGGUCACGGCACAGAAGUAGACUAUGAGAUGGCUUUUUACUGGAUACAAAAAGCAGCUGAAGGCGGUAACGUUCAGGCACAGAACAAUUUGGGCUCUUUAUAUCAGCACGGUAAUGGUGUUCAAUCAAACAUUGAGGAGGCUUUUCGCUGGACAAAAAUGGCUGCCGAUUGCGGAAAUCCAGGGGCCCUAAACAACAUUGGAUAUAUGCACCAUAAAGGUCUAGGGACUAAAAGAAAUUAUACAGAGGCACUACACUGGUAUAAAAAGGCUGCUGACAACAAAGUUUCGAGGGCACACUAUCAUAUUGGAGAUUUGUACCGAUUUGGUAAUGGUGUUGAUCAAAACUAUACAGAAGCAAUUAUGCAGUACUCUAAAGCUUCCGUCAAGAGCGAUAAAGAUGCACAACUAGAACUUGGUGUCAUGAAUCUGCAGGGACUAGGUACAGAUGUCGAUCGCGAUGCCGCACUAGAAUGGUUUAAAAAAUCAUUGGAAAACGGAAACAGUACAGCACAAUCGUAUAUCAUGCAGAUAACUGGAUCAGAACAGAAGGUCACUUGUGGUACGAAUGAAGAAAAGAAAGAUAUAUACACUAGACCUGUAGAAUUAUUAUCGCUUUUGGACACAAAACACGACCAAGACUACGAUUGGAAUGCUUUAGGAAACGAAGAAAAGUCCAAAAUUGCUAAUUUGGAGAGCAAAAAAUUACAGUGUCUACAGACCUACGACUUUACAGAGGCUGUAAAAUCAUCAGCAAACAUGGAUGCUCCUCCUGACUACAUAACAACAAUGAAAUUAUUCAGCAUCGAUAAUUUGACUACAGAAAAACUAGGUGCAUGCCGUUAAAUCUAUUAAAAAAUAUUAUAUUUAAUCUUGUACAUGUAAAUAAAAGGCAUAUUAGAUAACUUU
Molecule: messenger RNA, 1651 nt
Organism: Mucor mucedo
Lineage: Eukaryota; Fungi; Mucoromycota; Mucoromycetes; Mucorales; Mucoraceae
Exons: 2
Coding region: 41-1588 (515 amino acids)
Molecular function (GO): protein binding
Source: RefSeq, a predicted model, not a curated record